AUGAGUCGUAUCUAUGUGGGUCGUUUGCCGUUCCGGGCCGGGGAACGCGACUUGGAGAGAUUCUUUCGAGGAUACGGCAAAAUCACUGAGGUGUUGAUGAAGAACGGUUACUGCUUCGUUGAGUUCGCGGACAAUCGCGAUGCUGAAGACGCCGUACGUGAACUGAACGGACGUACACUGAUGGGAGAUAGAAUUGUUGUGGAGAUGGCGAAGAGUCGACCACGAGGCAAAGACAUGUUCAGAUAUCGUUCACGAUCCAGAUCACGCGAUCGAAGACGUAGCCGUAGCCGUGAUCGUAAACGUCGCAGUCGUUCAAGAGAA
This is a messenger RNA of Anisakis simplex (herring worm), 321 nucleotides long. Lineage: Eukaryota; Metazoa; Nematoda; Chromadorea; Rhabditida; Anisakidae. The record is from the annotation of a GenBank genome assembly.